Molecule: messenger RNA, 901 nt
Organism: Haliotis rufescens (red abalone)
Lineage: Eukaryota; Metazoa; Mollusca; Gastropoda; Lepetellida; Haliotidae
Product: low-density lipoprotein receptor-related protein 4-like
Exons: 7
Coding region: 97-873 (258 amino acids)
Molecular function (GO): protein binding
Source: RefSeq, a predicted model, not a curated record
ACAGAUAACACACCUGCGUGUAUUCCCACAGUCGACAUUCUGGUGACGUAGAGGUACCAAUCCUUGUCCAGUCAGUGUUCCCACAAGGUAUCUGCCAUGUUGAAGUUAGCCGUGCUCUCUGUUCUCACUGCUUAUGCUGCCGCCCAACUCCUUCCAGGCGGCGGCUGCCCGGCGUCGGAGUUCAAGUGCGACAACCACGACUGUAUUGAGGUAGACUGGGUCUGUGACUCGGAGAAGGAUUGCCGGGACGGCUCUGACGAGAAGAACUGCGGCAACGAUUGCUCCGGAAAGAACCAGUUCAAGUGCGCCAACGGGAAAUGCAUCCCCCGUGUCUACCACUGCGACAAGGACGACGACUGCGGCGACAACAGUGACGAGAAUGAGUGUGAUGUGUGCGCGGCUGAUCAGUUCCGUUGCUCCAACGGCAAAUGCAUCAACGCAGUUUGGAGAUGCGACUGGGACGACGACUGCAGUGACCACUCCGAUGAGAACAUGUGUGGAACCACCUGCCUUGCCGCUCAAUUCCGUUGUAACAACACACAGUGUAUAGAUGCCCGAUGGAUUUGCGAUGGUUCCAAGGAUUGCAAAGAUGGUUCUGACGAGGUCGGCUGUGUCGGUCACUGCACGUCCACACAGAUCCAGUGCAAGAACAACCUGUGCGUCCCAAGGAAGUGGAUGUGUGACGGCGACGAUGACUGCGGUGACAUCACCGACGAAACACACUGUCCUACCGGUACAAUUCCACCUGGCACCUGUAUUGACAUGUUGGUUGGGCGUGGCUGCGACCUGAUGAACACUACCCACAGUCCCAUCUGCCUCGACCAGGAGGACGGACAGAAGUUCUGCAGGAAGUACUGUGGCAUGUGUACCUAAACGCGGAAUAAACAAACAUUAAUGAUGA